GCCUCUGUAUUAUAUUUUAUAAUUAAUGAUAAUAGUUUUUGUUUAGAAUCUUUUCCAAAAGCUGCAAAUCAUUUAUUUUAUCCUGAUUUGGAUUGUAUCAUAGAAAAAAGCUAUUUUCUAGAAGCUAUAGGUAUAGUAGAAAUCUUUAAUCAAUACUGA
Messenger RNA from Funneliformis caledonium, 159 nucleotides. Lineage: Eukaryota; Fungi; Glomeromycota; Glomeromycetes; Glomerales; Glomeraceae. The record is from the annotation of a GenBank genome assembly.